AUGCCCUCCUCUUCAUCCGCCCUCUCCCGGCCCCUCUUAGCCCCGCACCCCGAAGUUGAAGACGAUGGACAACAUGAACGACAGCAGGAUCACGAUCCCUCCCCAUGGUCCUCCCCCUCACCCCCCGAAUCCGCCCACGCCCGCCUUCGUCAACAAGCCCGCGAACUCCUCUCGACCCGAGCCAAGCACUAUUUCAUCCUGACACUCGUAUCGCUCGACGUGGUAGCCAUUCUGGUGGAUUUGUUUGCUACUCUUCUGGCGUGUGAUUUACGCAAAGGAGGGGGACAGGUGGACGAUCCACAAGAAGGAGUGCCGGGGUGGGUGGGCGGCACGAGGGAGGUGCUGCACCCGCUGGCGUUGGUGUUUAGUUGCGCUUUUGUGGGAGAAUUGGGGGUGACGGUUUGGGCUUUUGGGUGGGGAUACUUCCGCGACUGGUUCCACUGUUUUGAUGCGUUUGUGAUUCUGGUUAGUUUUGGCGUGGACGUGGCCACGCGCGGGAUUGUGGAGGAUAUUGCGUCCAUCGUGAUUGUGCUGCGGCUGUGGCGGCUGGUCAAGAUCAUCGAGGAGGUCAGUGUCGGCGCUGCGGAGGGGAUGGAGGAAAUCGAGGCGCGGGUGGUGGAGUUGGAGAGGGAGAAUGAGGAAUUGAGGAAGGAGAUUGAGGAGGGGAAGAGGAGGUGA
Dichotomopilus funicola is the source of this 678-nucleotide messenger RNA. RefSeq lists its product as uncharacterized. Gene Ontology annotation, biological process: proton transmembrane transport. The transcript has 2 exons. Gene Ontology annotation, molecular function: voltage-gated proton channel activity. The record is from RefSeq and is a predicted model, not a curated record. NCBI's taxonomy places the organism in Eukaryota, Fungi, Ascomycota, Sordariomycetes, Sordariales, Chaetomiaceae. Gene Ontology annotation, cellular component: plasma membrane. Bases 1 to 678 code for a protein of 225 amino acids.